This is a messenger RNA of Sodiomyces alkalinus F11, 1852 nucleotides long. Its product is annotated as dimethylaniline monooxygenase. The transcript has 7 exons. Gene Ontology annotation, molecular function: NADP binding; N,N-dimethylaniline monooxygenase activity; flavin adenine dinucleotide binding. The record is from RefSeq and is a predicted model, not a curated record. NCBI's taxonomy places the organism in Eukaryota, Fungi, Ascomycota, Sordariomycetes, Glomerellales, Plectosphaerellaceae. Bases 143 to 1852 code for a protein of 569 amino acids.
CCCUACUGGAUGCUACCCUCGGAUACGGGUGGCUCGAAGAUCACCAUGCAGCGCAGCCACUCCGAUCUCCAAUCGGCUCAUAGAACUGAUCCCUUAUAACUCGAAGCAAGUCGCCUAGAUUCUGGUCUCUCGUCUCUACAUCAUGAACCAGCGAGAAAUGUUCUGGAGGUCUUCACGUUCUGCUUCCUGGGUCCCCAUCUCGUUCAAUCCGCGGGCAUUUGACUGGCAAGCUUCCGAAAUGGGCCGCCCCUUGCUUCCUCAAGGCGUUCAACCCGCCACCGUUAAGGUCGCUGUCAUCGGCGCAGCAGGCCCAGCAGGGUUAUCUUCGCUUAAGGAGCUCCGGGAGGUGGGGUUUGACGUGACAGUGUACGAGAGACGGUCUGAUGUUGGCGGCAUCUUCACCGUCUCGGGUGACCCGACAGUUACGUCGGCCACCGACUGGACGAGAUCUCAGCUCAGCAAAUAUAUUUCACCCAUGUCUGAUUUCCCUUUCCCGGACGAGACUUCACUUUAUGUAUCCUCCAGGGAAUGGUCUGAAUAUUAUCGUCAGUAUGCGAGACACUUCAAAUUAUACGUCCAUAUUAGAUUCGACAUGGUCGUGAAGGUUAUCACUCGGGAUCAUGAUAAUGCGAAAUGGCUCGUUUACCUCGAGGGCCAAACAGACCCCGAGCCGUUUGACAAAGUAGUCUUCGCUUCAGGCUCGGAGGCCAAAGCCAUAAGGCCUGUGAUUGAAGGACUCGAUGUGUUCGAGGGCCAAUUCUUGCAUGGCCAAGCAUACAAGAGUCCCGUAGACUUCAAGGACGAGAAUGUCGUCGUACUUGGAAUGGGCAAUUCUGCUGCCGAUACCGCGUCUGAGCUCACCGGUCACGCUUCCAACGUCUACCUGUCCCACAGGCGAGGCGCGAGAAUCGUCCCGCGGAGUAACGAAGAUGGACCCAUGGACACCUUUUUCUCUUGGAAAAAGCUCCGGCUCGGUUUUUGGGCAGAACACUACGUACCAGGCCUUUUCCAGCUCAUCGUCGACGGCCUGAUACAACGUCGCGCCAUCCAAAGUCGCGAUGCCGAAAUCUCUGACCGGAGCAUCGAAGGAGACGGAGGCCACCUCAUAUGCAGCGACCAUCUCGUGCCUCUCGUGCAGCAAGGCAAGAUCCAAUCGGUCCGUGGGAUCCGGCGAUUCACAGGUCCCCGGUCCCUAGAGUUGGACGACGGUUCCGUUUUGGAAGAGAUAGAUGCCGUUAUCGCGUGCACGGGGUACCGCCCCGACUUCUCCCUGUUGCCGGACCUCACCUUCACGCAGCUCGGCGACGAUCUGCCCCCCUUUCCGGACCUGUUCCAGAACAUCUUCCCCCCGGCUUACGGCGACUCGCUGGCGUGCCUGAAUUACGGCAUCGUCACCGAAAGCGCGGCCCCUUUCCGCGAGUUGCAGGCUAUGGCGGUGGCGCAGGUGUGGGCGGGCAGGUCGCCGCUCCCACCGCGGGAGGCCAUGGAGCGCCAGGUCGAUGAUUACCAGCAAUGGCUCGGCUGGCGGAUGCGGGUUUUAACCGGCACGUAUUUCGGCAAGGGCAGGAUGUACCCAUGGAUGAAGUUUCUGCACCGGACAGCCGGCACGGGCAUGUAUGAGCAUAUGAGCUGGGGUUGGCGCGGCUGGUGGUUUUGGUUACGGGAGAGACGGGUGUGCGGAAUGAUGGGUUGGGGUGUCUAUUCGCCACAUAUGUACCGGCUUUUCGAGACAGGCAAACGGAGUGCUUGGCCCGGGGCGCGAGACGCGAUCAUUCGGGUCAAUGAGGAACGGGAAAGGGCGUUCCCUAGGAACAAGAAACAUGACAAGAAGCAGGCGAAGAACAAGGUAUAA